AUGAGUGGAUUGUACAAAUUAUUCAGUAAAGCUCUUCGUACUGUUAUGUCAAUUCUACAGUCUACUGAGGUCACCACACUUAAAAAGGCUUUACCAUCUGAAACGAAAACUGACGAUUCAGUUUUUUGUGUGGAUGAAAGUAGUGCUAGACUGCGGCGAAAGAAGUGUGCUGUUUUAAUGAUGUAUUCUGGCUGGGGGUUUUACGGCAUGCAAAGAUGCCCAGUUUUCCCAACUAUUGAAGGUGAACUGUCAAAAGCUCUUUUUGCUUGUGGUCAGCUUAGCAAUGUGACCGGUGAAGAACAUAAAAAAGUUCACUUCCAACGUGCUUCUAAAACUGACAAAUCUGUUUCUGCCCUUGGACAAGUUUGUUCAAUUCAAUUAAAAGGAGAUGAUGAUUUGCUGAAUAAAUUAAAUACUGCUCUGCCGGAAAGUAUUCGUAUUCUUGAUAUCAUUCGAGUAACCCGUUGUUUCUCUGCCCAAGCUGAUCAAGUUGUUCAAGCUAAUAAUUUGCUUGCUAGAUAUAAAGGAACUCAUAAUUUUUAUAAUUUCACUUCUGGAAGACUUUCAACAGAUAAAAGUUGUUAUCGAUAUAUUAUGUCAGCUGAAUGUAUGCCAGUAUUUCUUCUCGGUGAUCAUGAGUAUACGCUUAUCCGUAUAACUGGUCAAUCAUUUAUGCUGCAUCAAAUACGUAAAAUGAUUGGUUUAGUGUUAGCUGUCCUUCGUGGUUAUGCUCAAGAGGAUGUAUUUGAUAUAGCAUUUCAAAAUGAAAGAGUGGAUAUACCCAAGGCUCCAGGAUUAGGUCUGAUGCUAAAUCAUGUCGAUUUCACAACUUAUAAUCAAAAGUACCAGAAUGAUGGUAUACAUGAACCUAUUGAUUGGAGUAAAUAUGAUGAACAAAGGGAUGAAUUUAAACUUCAGCACAUUUACAAACAUAUAGAUCAAGUUGAAGUGGAAGAAAAAUCGCUUGUUCAUUAUACUUUUCUAUAUCAUAAUGAUCAGUGGAUUUAUUUGGUAGUAAAGUUGUUGGACGUUGUGGUGGUUUACGUCGCAUAGCCAAUGGUAAUUCAUUAUUUUGUCUAUACCAUUUUUCUAAGCAUUUUGGUUCAUGUAUACUAAUUGACCAAGUACCAUAUUCACGUCCACAGAUAUAACAAACUGCUGUUAUUGGUUUUGUUGGUGUCUUGGAACGUGAACGUUGAUUUUGUUCCUGUUGUUGUUGUCUUUUGGCUGUAUUCUGUCUCAUUCUACAUGAUUUUAAAUGUGAUCCUAAACUGG
This is a messenger RNA of Heterobilharzia americana, 1275 nucleotides long. Lineage: Eukaryota; Metazoa; Platyhelminthes; Trematoda; Strigeidida; Schistosomatidae. The record is from the annotation of a GenBank genome assembly.